UACGCCACACGUAUAUUUAUAUUACGUUAUUUAUACAAUGAGUGUACCGAAGUUUUUGUGUCAAAAUUCUAUGCGCUUAAAUUGUAUUGAUUCAGCGCUCCACCCCAGUGAUUUCAAGAUCAAAACGAAAUUAUUUGCGUACGAAUUUAGUUCUCAGUUGGUUUCAAUGGGAACACUGUGGACGCCGACGUGGUGGGUCGUGCUUUAUACCAUAAGAGUGGGUACAACGAUAAAUUGUGCGGCUGAUGGAUAUGUUAUGCAGUCCGUGCAUUUCCCCGUUAAAAUCGACUGCUUUGUCCGUAAUGCCGCCAAUGGCAAUUUGUACGCCAAAACCGGCGGCAGAAUCUGGGUGAUAAAUUCAAGCCUUCAAGUGUUGACCACGGUGCCAGAAAAGAAUGCUAGAUCGGCCGUUAUAGGCAUAAUACUUUACUGGACGCUGGGGAACAAAGAGUUUGUGGUACCAGAAAGUUUUACAAUAAAUUCACAAAUGUUUGGAUACGAAUGCCUUGAGAGUGUGAAUACUUCUGUUCGUGCAGCGUUUGAUCGGAUGCAGUCGACGCUUCCGCCAAAUAAUUCUACUGCAGUGCUGUUGAACUGUCCGCAUAACGCCUGGAAGGAAAUUAUUUACACUUUCGUUACGAAGGCUACCACCUUCUACUUAAUUCGUAAUCAAGUUAAUGAAGCCCAGAUUUGGUACAAGAAUUCAACGGAGCUCUGUGACCGACAAUUUAUUCGCACCGUAAAUUGCGUAAGCAAAUCCUACGACAGGAAUAAGCCGAUUCCGUUCUAUGAGCCAAAAUCCGUAUUGUACACUGCGAGCGGCAACCCGAGCUCGCUAUUUAUCCUUUUUACGAAUCAUGCAGACCUGUCUGUCGUGUGCGAGUACCAGUGGGGGAGCGACAGCACGAACAUUAAUGAAUCCUGGAAACAAUCCGCAGCUUCUCGGAUUCUUCACACGGCGGCCAGGAAACUGUACAAAACUGGCUUUGAAGGAAUGGAGGUUUUGUUAGUGCUCGCACAAAACCAGAUUCUGAUGUUAUGUUUGCCCUUAACGAAUAACCCUAUUCCACCGGAAGAAAUAUUAGAUUAUGGUUUUGGAUUCCAAGACGAUACAUUUUUAACCGUAAAGGAUUCGCCGCUGAUAGUGGAUCUGAAGCCGAACGGCAACUUCAGUCAGGUGUACGUCUCUACGGAUUCUAUGAUGCAAUUGUCAUCAUUGUCGAGGAGAUUGACAACUUUCACAAAGAACCCGGUUGCAGAUCGCCCUGGUCAGUCUCGACAAGUGCGUCCGUUUCAAGAACCGCAUCGAAUGUCUAGGAUCCCAUCCCAGCCAGUGUGGAUGGUGUCCCUCCACAAACAGAUUUUACAGAUGUUCGUCCCGACGAUUCUGCACAAUUGGGAAUAAUAACAUAGUAUCAAAAAAUGCAUGGAUCAACAGCGACGACACUGGGGACGACCAAGGUGGAUUUUUAUCUACACGCACUCAAAGGCAAGAGCCCAGAGAACAACUUGAAGUUUAUGUCCGCAGCACGCCAGCGGCUAUCGGUUCUUUACUGCCAGCAUCAACGUUGUCCUUCUUGUCCGGAGAAAAGCAACAGGGCACUCUGCUAAUGGAUAUGGUGCUCUGGGUGGCCGUUGGGGUUGUGAUAAUCCUACUGAUAUUGACAAUCGUGUACCUGGUUAGGUACAUCGAGAUACGAAAAGCCAACCGUAAGCUUGUGCAGCGGCUUCGAGACCGAUAUCCGCAAUGUCGAGGGAUGAAGUCUUAUAGCAGAAUUCGGGAUACUUUGAAAGAGGAAGUUUCAAUCAAGGGUAGCUGGAACACAAAGACCGUUUAUUCACGGGUUUGUUAAUUUGGAAUUCGAAGAACGUUGGUACAUAACUCUUGCUUGCAGAAUAAUGUGUAUACACACAUCUUACUAUUUAUUAAAAUUUUGCGAUUACUACUGUCUUUACGAUUUUGGCAGUUAUUGUUUUUUUAAUGUGACAAUGUUCUAAGAUAUAAGGGGAAUUUACCUGCUGAGGCCAGCACUCCCUGCACUUGAUGCCGUCACUCGCCUGGAGUGUGACGAUACGGCAAUACAGUACAUACGGUUAAAUCGGGCGCGGUACAUAAGCACCAUGUUUAGCCACAACGUAAAACUCCAGCCGGGUGACCGCAGCAAGUACAAGGAGUGCUAGCCUCAGCAGUUGAAUUCCCCCUAUAUAGGAUAGUGCCAAUUGCAACGAAUUAGGUACAUAAAAGGUACCCUACAUUCGUUACCUGAGUUGCAGCAACGGCACCCGGUAGUGCCACCAAAUUACCAA
Messenger RNA from Paramacrobiotus metropolitanus, 2307 nucleotides. RefSeq lists its product as uncharacterized. The transcript has 7 exons. The record is from RefSeq and is a predicted model, not a curated record. NCBI's taxonomy places the organism in Eukaryota, Metazoa, Tardigrada, Eutardigrada, Parachela, Macrobiotidae. Bases 38 to 1405 code for a protein of 455 amino acids.